Molecule: messenger RNA, 693 nt
Organism: Salmo salar (Atlantic salmon)
Lineage: Eukaryota; Metazoa; Chordata; Actinopteri; Salmoniformes; Salmonidae
Source: RefSeq, a predicted model, not a curated record
AAACUGGAGAUUGUCACAGACAGAGGGAAUGGGGAUGUGACAACUUGCUUUCCAACAGGUUACAAUUCCACCUGCUUACUUCAAUAGACAAACGGGGAAAGGAGAUAACGCACGAUGAGAGAUGAUUAUGAAGACUCUGUGAGAAGAGAGAUGUCGGAACAGAAGAAGGGAUUAUUUGAGCGCAUCCCAUAUGUCCAACCCAUAGCGCUCGGCCUCUCCAUGAAUCACCAGAUAGCGCAUUACAAGGACACGCUUGGACUUCCCUUUCCCCUGGACACAACAACCUACCUGGAUCCGGUGUACGGUCAGAGAUUCGCAGGGAGUCUCUCAUAUUUCCCAUUCCACAGGCACAUCGGUGUAUAUGACUACUCAUUCGAACCAGCGUUCAUUCGAAAAAGGAACGAAAGGGAACGGCAGCGAGUGCGCUGCGUAAACGAGGGUUACGCACGGCUCCGGGAGCAUCUUCCCCAAGAAUUCGAGGACAAAAGACUCAGCAAAGUGGAGACACUGCGUGCUGCAAUAUACUACAUAAAACACUUGCAGAGUCUGUUAGAUGUCAACGUGUCCAGUGGUGGUGGGAUAGUUGAAAUGUCAGCUGGAGAAAUGCGCAGCCGUGCCCCCAUGCCAAAGAUGACAGAAUGCUACAGCGACGGCGAGUCAAAGAACAGCGACAGUGGAGAGUUGAGUUUCUAG